AUGAAAGAUGGCGUUAUCAUCGUCAACACAGCCCGAGGUGCUGUUAUUGACGAGGAUGCACUGGCUGAGGCGCUGGAUUCAGGGAAAGUUGCGUCUGUUGGUCUGGAUGUUUACGAGCAUGAACCUCAAAUCAAUGACCGUCUUUUGAAGAACGAGAGGGCUCUUCUUGUGCCGCAUUUGGGAACACAUACAGUAGAGACUCUGACUAAGAUGGAAGUUUGUGCUAUGGAGAAUGCGCGACGGGCUGUUUUGGGGGAGCCUCUUCUUACACCUGUUCCAGAGCACGCUGGGCUCCAACCUACAAUCUCUUGA
Messenger RNA from Fusarium fujikuroi IMI 58289, 312 nucleotides. RefSeq names its product Putative hydroxyacid dehydrogenase. Gene Ontology annotation, molecular function: glyoxylate reductase (NADPH) activity; hydroxypyruvate reductase [NAD(P)H] activity; NAD binding. The transcript has a single exon. Bases 1 to 312 code for a protein of 103 amino acids. The record is from RefSeq and is a predicted model, not a curated record. Gene Ontology annotation, cellular component: cytosol. NCBI's taxonomy places the organism in Eukaryota, Fungi, Ascomycota, Sordariomycetes, Hypocreales, Nectriaceae.